ACGAUAAAUUUACAUCGAAUGAUUUUGUAGGGAUCAUCAUCGUCGUCUGGAAAAAAAUAAAAAUAAAAUAAAAAUAAAAUAAAAAUAAAAAAAAAAGUAAAAAAAAUAAUACAAGUUGAGGAAGUGGAGAUGACUUGGUCAUUCGAAUGGUCAACGCUAGGAGUAUUGAUUCUUCUUCUCCUUAACUGUGGUACAUCAAGAUCUAUCGCGAGUAUCAACGAACCACCAAUUUUAUUAAAAGUCAUAGUUCCAGCGUCUCAUGUUGCAUUGUCCGGUGAUCUAACAAUUUUGAUAUUGGAAUCAUCUCAAGAAAGAUUUUCAACGAUUCCAAACGAAAUACAAACGGAUGAAAAAGAAAUUGUUGAAGAAAAUACUACAGAAAUUUUUCUUGAUAAUCCACUUAUUUUAAGAGUAUUAUUUCUAAAUGGACUUACAUCGGAAUUAAUCGGCGAAUUUCCAUUGGACACUUUACCGGAAAAAGGUGAAAAUGUUACCUUAACGAUACCCUGUGGAUAUUUUUCAAGAGGUGGAACUUAUACUUUGCAAUUGCAAUAUAAAUUUUCGAAAGUACCGUCAAAGAUAACUGAUAUCGCUGAUUUGUCGACCAUUCAGAUGAGCAAUGCAUUAGAUGUAAAGUGGCCAACUCCGUCAUUAUUUUUGGAACGUCAAAGAUUUACGACUUAUCCAAACGUACCAAUAUCAGCUACUUUAAGGUACAAAGAAAUCUUUUGUGAACCUUCAGAAAAGGUUCCAGCUGCAGCGUACACGUUACAAUUAAUUUACUGCGGUUCCAGUACAGUAGCGUGCGAUCCACAAAACAAAAGUCGUGUUCAAGUCCUUUAUCAUGAAGAAAUAAAAGGAUUUCCUACGGAAAAGCAUAUUAUACUUCAUUGCGAGUAUUUUGGUCUUGCCGGUGAUUAUGCUAUUAGAUUAAAAGCAUCACCAGCAAAUCCAAAUGCACCUACGACUAGUGCAUAUAUCAAAGUUGAUUGGUCGGAAGAAUUUGUCUUCAGUGUUCAUGCACGAUCGAUUUAUCCUUGUGAAGGAUCAAGAGGUGUACCAGUUAUAUUCGAAUAUCCAUCCUGCCGACUUCAAGGGGACCGUGUGCGAGUUUAUGGUCGUCUUAGGGCCAAUGUUCAAUCACUCGCACCACCUUCCACCCUUCAUUACAUAGCAGAACUCAAAGCUGUACCAGGGAAACACACGUUGACUUUCGAAUGUGACAUAUUUAAAGAAAAAUUUAUCGAGUAUUGUUUCGUUUAUGUCAGUCAAGCCAUAACAGGGGCGAUGGCUGAAGUGAAACUUUCUUGUAUUCCAACGUUCCCUUUUAAAGAAAAUGAUGCUGGUGGUUGGGGAUCGUGGAGUCCAUGGACACCAUGUAGCAGUUCAUGCAUCGGUGGAAUUAGAAAUCGUUACAGAUUUUGCGACAAUCCACCUCCUAGAUAUGAUACUAAAUUUUGUCAGGGUAAAGCCGUUGAAACGGAAUCCUGUGGUGGAUCUUUGUGGCUUGGUUUACGUGAUACAUGGAAUAUGGCUGAUUGGGAUUGUCAUCAUGGUACCGAAUUAGCUGCCAUACGACCAGAAGUUACAGCACAGAUCGGAGUUAAAUGUCGUUGCGGUUGUUUGAUUACGCUCGGUGAAGUAACAUCGAGAAAAAUUUUAGCAGCUAAUACACAGGCUUGUCCUGGCCGUUCGUUUUGGUUGGUUGAGGCAAGACAAAACUUUGUAGUCAGAUUGCACGUAGAUCAAGCACAAUUUCCAUGCCCAGGACAAUAUUUUCGUGUACGAGACGGCGAUUCAUUGAGUGCUAAUCUUUUAACAGAUAUAGCUUUUGAUAAGUCUAUACCAUCAACGAGAACAAUUAUUUCUACUGGUGAACAUUUAUUGUUAGAAUUCUUCAGCGAUGAAAUAACAGCGGCUGGUGAAUCUUGCGUCGGUGGUUUUCUAGCUCAUGCUGUCAUUAUUUAUAAACCACGAGAAAGGAAUGAUACGUUAAUGUCGGUGCCUUUUAAACAUAAUUCCACGUCCGUCGUCGGUGAAUGGAUAUUUUGGAUGACACCCGCCCAUUUAGUUGCGGCGUCUUUAUUAAUGUUAAUAUUUUUCAUAUCUAUUUCUCUAGCAUUGCAAUUUGCCUUUAAAUAUAGGAAAUAUCAUAUCGCCGAGGAUUUGGAUAAUUUGAGCGAAUAUUCUGUAUGUAGCGAUUCUGGACCAAAUACAGUGAGACGCGAGAAGACUUUAUCUUCCGCAACUUUAAUCUCCGAAGUAGUUUCUUUGGUCAGAUUAUCAAGAAGAGGUACACCCAAUCAUAUGAAACUUGAAAGCACAUCGUGCGGAGCUGAAGAGGAUUAUGAUAGUUCUGAGACACAAGCAGAAUACGAGGAUGAAACUACUGCAAGAUCAGGUACAUUGAAGUUAAAUGAUUCUGAAGCUAGUGGCUCACAAAAUACUAUAGUUUCUAGCAAGGACAUUACCGAGAGCGUAUCUUUCAUGUCAAAUAUCGUUUUUGUUGGUCAGCCUGAAGUGAAAUAUGCUAGACCUGUGAAAUUACGAACGAUAGGAUUACAAAGUCCUACGUUCGAUCAAGAUUCAAUUGCAGACGAGAGUAAAAUUCAAAUUGCAUCGGAUGAUAGUACGAACAAUGGAAAGCUUUGUCAAUAUGAUCCUAGCAAUGUUUUGCGAGGCAAGGAAUUUUCUCCCGUACGAAUGUAUUCUAACGUCCCAACUUUGCGUACCGGGAAGGAAACGAAAGAUCGUAGAAAUCGGGAACGUCUACUUCACGGGCCAGGAUCGGAAUACAGUAUAACUAAUCCCGAAAUGGAUUUGGAGUUGGACUACUAUGACUACAAUGUUGCGAAUGCAGGUGCCGCUCCUGGUUCCUAUCUGGGUAUGGACCCAGCUUUCUUAGUCUGGAUACCACCGUUGUUGUCUUCGGAUUCUGAUAUCAUUCCCAUGGAAAAUGUAGACAGUCGUCUGAUGAUGGAAGGACAACUAGGAAGGGAAGGACUGGUGCUAGGUACGGAAGGAGCUACUUUAACUCCCAGCGAGUAUAGAAGAAUGAAAAUGUUGAGACCUGGCGAAUCCAAAUCAAAUUUAGGUAUUUGUCCUAAUACCGAGCAAAAUCAAGGUGAUACUUUAAAGAAAUGCGAAUCCAAAGGUAACUUUCUCUCGGAUGAGGACUCCUAUGAUGGUAAGGAAAUGUUGAUUGAACGACUACUUCCUAUUCAUCGAAUCCUUGAAGAUUCUAGAAUCAGAGUGAGCGAGGAAUCGUUGUCCAGUCAAGCAUUUAGAGAUAGAACGAUAUUACAAAAUAUUAUUCCUAAUCGACUUUACGAUAAUAAUUCAACGUCUAUUUCUAAAUCUGAAUCAAAUGUAUCACCAGAAAAGAUUGUUGAUCAAUCGUUGGUAGAACAGAAACAAGCGAAUCUUCCGAAUUCGUCGAAAGGUAAUAAUCGAAGUGGUAUUACCAAUGUUAAUAGUGUCGAUAAUAAUGUCGUCCAGGUAGAGGAUAAAGAUAAGAAUGUAAUAAAAUCACCAUUGAGCGUUAAACGUAAUCGUCCGGAUGGUAGUUAUUCCAAAUUAUUGUCAUACGUUGGAUAUAAACCAAAAAGUAGUAGUACUGUUCAAACUGACGAGAAGAAAAACGAUGAAUUAAUCGUUGGUAAUGAAAAUAAUAGCGAACAGAAUACGAAUGAUAAUGCGAAGGACAAUGAAAAGUCCAAAUCGUUGCUUUCUAAUUUAGAUCUAACUAACGUUAUGCAAUACAAGUACAAAGAUUUCACGAAUUUUACUCAACCGUGUGAAAAUAACAAACAUCUAGAUAUCGUUAAUAUUCCUAUGACGGAAUUAUCACGUGGUUGUAUGAAAUCUCCCGUUAAAGUUCAUAAACAGGUGGAUAAGAAAAGAAUAGUUGUACCGCAAGAAGAAAUUCUAAGUCCCGAUUAUGGUGUUGAAACCGAUAUGAAGGAUGAAUCGCACGAAUCUUUUUACGAUUUAAUUCGAGAAUCUGAAAAUGAAAUUAAAUACGCGGACGAGGACGACGAAUAUAUUGAUAAUAAAGUCAGUACAUAAAAAAAAAAAAUAUAACGUCAAAUCAAAUGAUAGAAAUCAAAAAUGAAAAUCAAAGAAAUGAAGGGAUGUUCGCCGUACUCGCCAUCUUUUUUUUUUGUUUUUUUUUUUUUUUUUAAAGAAAGGAGCCUCCGUCCCAAGUAAUUUCAAUCUUCGUGAUCAUAUUAAUUUCAUAUGCCAAAGAAUUCAUUUUUUUAAUUGUAAAUAUUAAUUAUACAGUGUCACUAUUUAAUAUAACUAUCGUUACAAUAGUAAGAAAGGAAAACAAAGAAAAAAAAUUAAUCAAUGUGUCUAAAUAGCACACUGCAAUGAUUCAUAGAAAUAUUGUUAUAGUUCUUGCAGCUACCCUUUGAAAAAUUAAUAUAUAUUCCAAUGAAAAAAAAAAAAAACAAAUGAAUUACUAUAUCUAACUACUAUAUAAAUAUAUACAUACAUAUAUAUAUAUAGAUCGCCAUACUUCCUCUACUUUGCUGAACUUUUGAUACGUUAAACAACAAGAUUAAAGAGAAGAAUCAAAGUAAAAAUAAAAAAUAAAACAAAUUAAAAAAAAAAAAAAAAAGCAGAAAUUAUUGACCGUGCCUUAGGAGAUUAAAAGAAUUGUUGCUAAUUGUACUAUUUCAUCCAUUUGUAGUAAAUUCAUUGAAAGUUUUUCACAUAAAGUUGAAAUUAUUCUAGAAUCUAGAUAUUUUUUCAAAUUUCAAUUUAUUAAUUAAAUAAAUAAUACUUAGAAGAAAGUAGUACAUCACGUAAACACAUAUCACGAGGCAUUUAAAAGCCUUAUUAGAUUAAAAAUAUUAGAAAAUCAUCGAUUACCUCAAAACCAUUGGAACAUAAUAUUUUCGCUUAAACAUUUAAAUGUAAUUAUACAUACUUAUUGCUUAUUAAUUGUGACAAUUUGAGAAAAUAACAAUAUAUACUUAGAUAUAUAUCGUAUAUAUAAUUUUUGAAGUAUAUCUAUGAAAUAGCAUAUAUAUAAUAUGGGGCGCAGGGAGCCCAUUAAUUUUCAAUGGCUUCAUAUGGAAUUUAUACAUUAUCCCCUUUAAUCGAUCUUAUGUUAGUUAGAACGUAUCGAAAGUAUCUGUAAAUCGAUAGAGGAAGAAUCUUUCAUUAUCUUCAAUAUGAAACGAAGCCAAUGCAAGGCUCCUCUUCGUAUUAGAAAUUAAAAAAAAAAAAAAAGAAAAAUACCAUGAACGGCUUCUGCUUUGUCAUUUCAAUAGAAACACGUAAUUAAAUAGCAUUCAAUUUCAUUCAAUAGAUUUCGAAAUUUUUGAUUUUAUAGUUAACAUAUCAAGCUGUUAAUAAUAUUAAUAAAACGUUUAAGAUUUCAUUUGUACGAUUAUAAAUAAUUCACAAUGAAAGAGGAGCCUUGUACAACAGAUUAUCCGUGAAAUAAUAUUAAUAUACAUAAUGAAAAUAUUUAUUGAUUUGUAAUCAAAUCAAAAAAGAGGAAUUGAAUUGAAGUUAACUAAACAUACGUUAUGGUCAAAGUUCCUCUGACGUGUUUUUGGAAACCAACUUUCAACGCGAGUAUUGGCGAUCUAAUCAAUUUCUAUCGGAUAUCAAAAAAAAA
Molecule: messenger RNA, 5635 nt
Organism: Polistes dominula (European paper wasp)
Lineage: Eukaryota; Metazoa; Arthropoda; Insecta; Hymenoptera; Vespidae
Gene: gogo
Product: thrombospondin-1 like protein golden goal
Cellular component (GO): cell periphery
Source: RefSeq, a predicted model, not a curated record